AUGCCUGCUUGGUGGGGUAAAAAAUCUCGGCGGAGCAAAGAUUCGGAAAAUUCUCCCAACAGCUCGUCGUUGAAGAACGAGAAGAGAGAAAAAGAUAGUGACAAGAAAGUCGGGAGCUUUGACGAGGUCUUGCUACAGCAGCAAUCUAGAAAUUCGCCUAGAAACAGUACGGAAUUUUCGGGUGGGGGAAGAGAUUUAGGAGCCCGUAAUUUAUCUGGGUUUGAUUCGGCAUCGUCUCUGGAUAGAGGGCUUCCCUUGCCCAGGCCUGUGGAGACACCUAACGAUACUUUUCACGGGCCGGGUUGUGGAUCUGGGUCGGGCUCGGUCUCGAGUGUUAGCUCAUCUGGGUCUUCCGAUGAUCACGCCCAUGGUGCAGUUGAUCACGCUGCGUCUAGAGGAUAUGGGGGAAACAAAUUGAGCCCUUUAAUGAGAAGCCCAGGUCAAGGGUCGAGGAGUAGCACAACUGCCACAUCGCCUCUUCAUGCACGAUUUAAUGGUUUAAGUUUGGACCCUCCAGCUGUAAAGCUGGACGAUGGGAAGGCUGAGCUUCUUUAUAGACUCCCUCUCCCACCGAGUCCUCAGGCAAGUCCAUCUGCUUUACCAACCACAAAAAGUCCUGGGAAACAUGAAAGCUCGAAUGGUAACUCUCUGAAAUGGAGGAAAGGGAGGCUUCUAGGUAGAGGCACUUUCGGGCAUGUCUACCUUGGGUUCAACAGUGAGAACGGGCAAAUGUGUGCAAUAAAGGAAGUCAAAGUUGUUUCAGAUGAUCAGUCAUCAAAAGAGAGUCUCAAGCAACUGAACCAGGAGAUAGCCUUGCUAAGUCAGCUUUCACAUGCUAAUAUCGUUCAAUACUAUGGAAGUGAUCUGAGCGAAGAAAGAUUAUCAGUUUAUUUGGAAUAUGUUUCGGGAGGUUCCAUCUUCAAAUUAUUGCGAGAAUAUGGGCCGUUUGGGGAGCCUGUAAUACAAAAUUACACCCGUCAGAUUCUAUCUGGUCUGGCCUACUUACACGGACGCAAUACAGUGCAUAGAGAUAUCAAAGGAGCAAAUAUUUUAGUUGAUCCCAAUGGUGAAGUAAAACUUGCUGACUUUGGCAUGGCAAAACAUAUAUCUUCCAGUUCUUCAAUGCUAUCUUUCAAAGGAAGCCCUUACUGGAUGGCACCUGAGGUUGUCAUGAAUACCAAUGGGUACAGUCUACCAGUGGAUAUAUGGAGCUUAGGAUGCACGAUUCUUGAAAUGGCAUCUGGUAAACCACCUUGGAGCCAAUAUGAAGGGGUUGCUGCUAUAUUUAAAAUUGGGAACAGUAGAGAUGCUCCAGAAAUUCCAGAUCACUUGUCCGCUGAUGCCAAAAGUUUUAUAAGGCUGUGUUUGCAGAGGGAACCAUGUUCGAGACCCACGGCAGCCCAAUUACUUGGUCACCCUUUCGUCAGAAACCAAACCACAGCUCGAGCUACUAAUGUUAAUAUCACUAGAGACGCUUUUCCCCGUGCCUUUGAUGGAAGCCGCACCCCGACAGGACUGGACAUGAAUUCCAGCAGAAUGUACAGUUCAUUCGAAAGAGAAGAUUCUUCGCUGUUAACAAUACCCAGGACCCUAGUGAGCCCAAGCAGGGAUAACAUAAGGACAAUAUUUUCAUUGCCAGUGUCCCCAUCAUCAAGCCCCUUAAGACAUCAAGGGGCUUACAAGAGCUCUCUCCUCUCCCCACCACAUCCGUCCUAUACUUCAGUUGGGCCAAGCAGCCACAGUUAUGGUGAUCGCUUGGUAUCGCCACUGAGGCCCAACUCGAGAACCUCGCUCGACCUGUGGCCUGAAACCCCACAACUUAGACCCCAGGCGCCUUUUAGAUCCGACCUCUCGAGGACCAUUUUAUAG
This is a messenger RNA of Striga hermonthica, 1869 nucleotides long. NCBI's taxonomy places the organism in Eukaryota, Viridiplantae, Streptophyta, Magnoliopsida, Lamiales, Orobanchaceae. The record is from the annotation of a GenBank genome assembly.